Molecule: messenger RNA, 10879 nt
Organism: Hylaeus anthracinus
Lineage: Eukaryota; Metazoa; Arthropoda; Insecta; Hymenoptera; Colletidae
Gene: Ecr
Product: ecdysone receptor
Exons: 7
Coding region: 2935-4683 (582 amino acids)
Biological process (GO): cell differentiation; positive regulation of transcription by RNA polymerase II; ecdysone receptor signaling pathway
Cellular component (GO): nucleus
Molecular function (GO): nuclear receptor activity; RNA polymerase II cis-regulatory region sequence-specific DNA binding; zinc ion binding
Source: RefSeq, a predicted model, not a curated record
UCGCGCGCUUGCACUCUCAGCGGUGAGUGGAGUUUGUAAAUCGUGUGUAAAUAUCUCCGUGGAAAACGUCUCCUUUCGCUCCUGUUUCGAUCAAAACGGGAGCCUCUUCCCGUCGCCGACAUACGCGUCCGUUAUCUCAGCGGAUUCAUCGAUCGCUUCGAACAACAGACAGUGCUCCGUCGUUAAAACCAAACGAAAAUAAUAAAAAGGAAAUAAAAAUAAAGUAAGCACGGACGGGUGCCGCGAAACCUCGGACCGUCGUUCCCCUUUCACCGACACGGCGCGUCCGUAUCGUCGACGGAGUGAGACCGUGCGAGAGUGACAGGGAUAGAGACAAGUGGUUCAGCGGGAUACGUGGGGCGGGCGGGGGGGGUGGUGGUGGUGGUGGUGGUGUGCGGGGUGGUGCGACGAGAGGGAAUCGACGAAAACGACGCAAACGACGCGGACGACGUCGGCUCGCCGUGGUUUCGCGAGGCGAGCCCGGCCCAACCGGUGAUAUUGUGUUUCACCAUUGCGAUUGUGCGCCGUGGAAAUCCACAUAGAUUCGAUUAUUAUUGGGGAGCAGUGACGUGUGAUACACGUGUUUGUAACCUUGUGCAAAGUGUUUUUAACCGGAGCGUACCAAGGGACCGUGUCAGUGGCGGACCAUCCCGGGAUUUCACGGUGUUCGACUCGUCGUUAUAUGGUGGUGGACGAGCAUCGAGGGGCGGAGGGGGUGUCAGUUCAUCUCAGGGCGAUGUGGUAUACAGGCGGGAAAGCUCGAGGAGGUGAUAACGACUUCUGACCUUCCGUGAUAGACCCCACCGUGACGGAGAGGGCCUUGCCAUCGAUCGUCAGGUAAAAGGCUCACCAUUCAGAAGAAAACGAAGAAGAGAAGGCGGAAGAAGCAGCAGAAGAAGACGAGGAAGAAGAAACGAAGACGAAGAGACACGGCGAGACACGAAACGGGGGAAGAGAGGCGAGCUCUAAGGGGAUCGUGAGACACGCACUGGGACGAAGAACGAAAGGGGUGCGAGAAGAGGAAGGGCGGGAGAAAGAAGCCGUGAAAACCUUGAGACAAACGUACUCCCCUCCAACUCCCCCCACCGUCACCCCCACGAAACCCCUUCCCCUCCGGUGAGACAAGACCAUUCUCAGCGGCUAGGGCGUGUGCGUAUAUCGCCCCUUGACAUUUGAAAAAAAAAAAAAAAAACAAACUUCUACCUUGAGAACAUAUACCUCGUACGAACAAGUACCUUCAAACUGAAAAACCUCUUUCGCAGCGCAAUAGUGCCUAGGCCCCUCCGAAGGAACGCGACUACAAAUAAAAUAAUUAAAAGUAAAAAAAAAAAAAAUUAAAGUAAAUAAUAAAUACAGAUAAUAUUGUUAACGGUUGAAUGACGGUUAUAUACAUAUACAAUACAGAGAGGCGAGCGCGGGACAAAUAUAUUGAGAGCGAUCUAUAGCCCGCCAGAAGAGAAGAGUUUCAAACGUUAUUUUAUCCCGGGGAACGAGUCACGUGGGGGGCUAAGCUCUGUGUCGCCACCGUCGCUUUCACCACGUGUACGCCCGGCGCACAGGCGCGCGUAAGAACGCGUUGUGUCUUUGGACGAAGAGAAACGGAGGCGCCAGAAAGAUCCCUAUCCCGGGUGUCGUCGUGAGAUUUUAUCAGAAAUUCACGUUGGUAACGGGCGUAACCUCCCCUCUCCCUCGUCCCUCGUCCGCAGAAACCCACACCCACUUCACCCCUCCCUCCCCACCAUCCUUGCAAUCCAUAACCAAGCUCCGUUUAAUCGAUUCUACGAACCAGGACAGCGAAGUACCUGCAGACACAGAUAUAUUUAUAACAAUAAUUUAUAUAAUGAUAGCGAUACCGAGAUAGUAAUAAUAACAAUAAUAAUAAUAAUAAUAAUAUUAAUAAUAAUAAUAAUAAUAAUACAAAAUAAAUAAUAAUAUUAAUAAUAAUAACAAAACAAAAAUAUUAACGACGUUUUAGUCAUAACGAAUGGGGCGAAGAGAAUAAUAAAAUAGUAAUAAUAAGAUAGCUGACGUGACAAGUGACGUGGGAAGAGCAGUAUACCGAGGAAGACGAAGAGGAUCGUAUAACAAAGUGUGUGUGAACGAUUGAGAAAAUAAGUUCUAUACGCGCUACGGUUUAGGGUACUUCUACUAUCUGCGGUGUUAAUCUACUCGGCGGAGCCUGUUCUACUUAUAGGAUCAAAGAUACCUCAAGACAGCAACGGGGCGGGAAUUCGAUACGAGCACUAUGCACCUGCAGCCGAGGUUCGAGGCGCGUGUCAAGAAACGGUAGAGGAAGCCCCCCGCGAUCCGCGACGAAACAAUACGCCGUAGAAAGGUUGUCGAGACGGUCGAGCUCAGUCGCGAUCUAAACAAAGGAGGAGGAUUAAGGGGAACCGCCAGGGACACCUAGCCCCACCGACUCUCAAAAAGAUUCUCAACCAGGACAGACAAGGCCUGGAUUCUUCCGCGAUUAGAAAACUCACCCCAGAGACUCGUUACUUUCCAUUUGAGGCGUCAGGGUCAACCCGAGCAAGAGAUCCCCGUUCGAGACGCACCACUGCCUUUCCAAAAGCGAGGAGGAACACGAAGACGAAGGAAGAGGCGAAGGUGUCCGUCGGUUGACAGAGCGAGGAGAGUUUCAACCUCGGCGAGAUUCAUCGGAAGCAAAGGCACCAGAGGGGGGAUCCAGAGAAUCUAAACGGAAGGUCCGUUCGUCCCUGGCCCGGAGGGGUUCAACAGUCAAGGACCAGUCUGUCGGGGCAUCAUCAAAGAAGGCCGACGUGAACAGAGGUGAGCAGAGGACCCGUCACGGUGGCCAGCUUAGUGAGCGGCAACGUAGCGGUGCGUUACGAUGAGGCGACGGGAGUGGUUGGCACGGGGGGUGUCGUGUUGGCAGCCACUUCCAGGUUAGCCGCUGAUCCAGCCGCGCCCAGCAUGGACACCAGCGACUCCAGCAUGGACACGGCCAACGGUGGCUCAGCCGCUGGGGUAGCGAGCGGGGCGGGCGGGACGAUCGCCUCGGUGGUGGCAGGAGCGGCGUCCUUGACGCUGGUCAAGGCCGAGACGCCCGAGCACCUGGCAGGGACGUCCACGACGCCCUCGUCGGUCACGGGACCCGUGACCGCGGCCACCGGCCUAUUCGCCGCCAUCGCCAGCGGCAACAAACCCUCCAGACCGGACGAUUGGUUGUCCACGAAUAGUCCCGGAUCACCCUCCGCCACCUUGCAAAACCAGCACGUGGUGUACACCACCCCUCAGCAACAGCUGAGCGAGUCGCAACAACAGCAACCGCCCCUGGCGCACUCCAGCCCCCUCGCCCACCAGCAACCUGUCACCAACAACGGAUACGCCAGCCCGAUGAGCACCAGCAGCUACGAUCCUUACAGUCCCAACAGUAAGAUAGGUAGGGACGAGUUGUCGCAGCCUGGGUCUUUGAACGGUUAUGGAAGCGGGGGUGGUGGAGGCGGAGGAGGCGGCGGCACCGACGGCUGCGACGCCAGGAAGAAGAAAGGGCCCACGCCUAGGCAGCAGGAAGAGCUGUGCCUGGUCUGCGGGGACCGUGCCUCCGGGUACCACUACAACGCCCUGACCUGUGAAGGCUGCAAGGGAUUCUUCAGGCGCAGCAUCACCAAGAAUGCGGUCUAUCAGUGUAAAUACGGGAACAAUUGCGAGAUCGACAUGUACAUGCGGCGCAAGUGCCAGGAGUGUAGGCUGAAGAAGUGUCUGACCGUUGGCAUGAGGCCUGAGUGCGUUGUGCCAGAGUAUCAAUGUGCUGUCAAGCGCAAGGAGAAGAAAGCGCAGAAGGAAAAGGACAAACCGAACAGUACAACGAUGAAUGGUUCACCAGGCAGCGUGAUACGCAGCGACCAAAUGGGUGUGAAGAUUGAACCAGCGGAAGCUGAAUCCUUGUCCACGUCUGGGAGCAGUGGUAUUCUAACACCCGUCAGCCCUUUCGGCUAUGUGAAACCCAUCAGCCCUGAACAGGAGGAGCUGAUACACAGGCUCGUUUAUUUUCAAAACGAGUACGAGCAACCCAGUGAAGAGGAUCUCAAAAGGAUCACACAUCAGCCAUCAGAGGGAGAGGACAUCAGCGAUUACAAGUUCAGGCAUUUAACAGAAAUCACUAUCCUGACCGUGCAGUUAAUCGUCGAGUUCUCCAAAAGGUUACCUGGCUUUGAUGAGCUCCUGCGAGAGGAUCAGAUAGCCCUUUUGAAGGCCUGCUCCAGCGAGGUGAUGAUGCUCCGGAUGGCGAGGAAGUACGACGUACAAACAGACAGCAUAAUAUUCGCCAAUAACCAGCCGUACACCAGGGACAGCUAUAAUGUGGCAGGCAUGGGCGAGACGAUUGAAGAUCUCCUGCACUUCUGCAGGCAGAUGUAUGCCAUGAAAGUCAACAAUGCAGAGUAUGCGUUAUUAACUGCCAUUGUCAUAUUCUCAGAGCGACCAAACCUCCUGGAAGGCUGGAAAGUGGAGAAGAUCCAGGAGAUCUACCUGGAGGCGUUGAGGGCGUACGUGGACAAUCGUCGCAGGCCAAAGUCCGGGACGGUGUUCGCGAAGUUGUUGUCGGUAUUGACGGAGCUGCGGACCCUCGGUAACCAGAACAGCGAGAUGUGCUUCAGUCUGAAGUUCAAGAACAAAAAGCUGCCACUAUUCCUCGCGGAGAUCUGGGACGUGACGCCCUAGUUCCCCCGUAGCCGGUCACCGGCGCCUGCGCCGAUCGGCUAACAGUGUUUAUAGUCCCCUGCGACGUCCGAAGACGACGCUGGAGCGCGGCAACGGACGACGAAGCAAACGUGGACGUGAGAAAACGGCGUGCGCGAUACACCUUGUACUAGUGCACCACCAUGCCACUGCCUCGCCCCAGGGGCAAGCCCAGGUCGUCCCGAGCCUCGAGGCUCUUCGUCCAGGUUCUCUUCUGCGUCCGAGAGCCUCGAGGAGGCGAGACGAGCUCUUCGGAGCAGAGAUUACGAAAGGUUACGAAGGCAGUGGCGAGGCACCCAGGCUGUGAUACGUAGAGACAGUACAGAGACUGUAAUAAGGAGCUACCUACAGUUAUGUUAUUACUAUAUCCUCUACCUGGCUACCCCCGGAAUCGAUAUGUAAAUGUCUAAUGUAUAACGCGUAAGGUUCAGGCUAAGGCGCACGGGAAGAUUAAGAAUCUAAGAGAGUCAGGGAGCGUGAGAGAAAGAGAGAAUGAUUGUGUAUGCGUGCAAUUGACGGUAGGGUGAUCACCGAGUUUGGUAGGUGAUGGUCUGGGGCCAGCUGUUGAGCAGCGACCCGGCAAUCGAGUGCGAAGUAACAAACAAAAAGAAGAAUAACAAAUGAUACGAUUAUACAUAACGAUACCAUAGAGUCUAUAUCACACACAUAGCAUAAUAAUAUAUUGCUAGCAUGUACAUUGUUUAUACGAGAAAGAGGAGCGAGUUAGAAUGGGAUGGAGGAAUCGAUGGUCUUUGAAGGGUGUCGUGGAUCAGAGGUUGGGUCGAGGACUAGGCUUGGCAUUUGAGGAACGGCUGGAAACGAGGAUAGAGGAAACGUGGGAAUAACGUAGUAGAAACGUAGGAAGUAAGUAAAGUAAGUAAGCGAGGCUAGUUGGUAGUAGGUCGUAGUAAGUCAGCGAAGCUAGGCUAGGUGACCGAGUUCAAGUGCAAAGCCUUGUGCCUUCAGCAGCGGACAUCGGCUCACCGACAAAACGAAACCAUGAAAUUUAACCGUCCGUUUUAAUUUUUUAAUAUAAAGAAGAAAAAAAAAAUCAACAAAAUCAAGUAAAAUAUCGUAAAUCUGUGCGGAGAGAGAAUGAGAGAGAAUGAGAGGGAACGUGGGGUUAAUUAUUUAGAGAGAUUAGAGAGGGAGGGGGAGAGAUAGAGUGAAUGAUAACCGAGCUGGGACAGGGGGAACGAGAAAUUCACGAGAACUGGAUGCGUGAGGGUUACAAACAAAGAUCUUUUCAAAGGAGAAACACGGAACAGGGUUGCUAAGGAUGUGGAGGGAACGUUUUGGGGUUGGAAGCAGAGGAAUCAGGAGGACUAUUCGCUAGGGACUCUGAGACUCGCCUAGACCCUGUGUAAUAUGCUAGCAUUAAAAACAAAAGGUGGCUUGGAGGCUGAGAACUCCGGAUACCCGACAGCUGGGUCGCCCUCUUAGAUAGAGACUCGUAACACCACCUGAGAAUAACAAACCACGCUCUUACACACACUCAAACUAUGUACACACUCCUAAACGUUGCGUUGGCUAAACCGCAAUCCACCCGUGGUGAUCGCUGGGUGGUCAGAGCGUCAAUAAUCGUAGCCCGAUUCUGGCACACACUCACACAGAGCAUGAUACACUAAGAUUCUGGAUGUUGUAACACUGUAACUCUAUGCUAUUAACUGAUUGUACGCAAUUGUAUUCCGUAGUAGACUCCAAACGCAGGUUUUAAGCAAAAGAAAACGAUAAGAUUAACGUAACAGAAGGGUGGAAAGUCGAGAUAGCAAAGCGGACAGUCAGAUAAGAGCGUCAGUUCCACGUAUAAGAACUACCAUCGCCUAGGCCGACUAGAAACACCGUAUAUAUGUGUGUAUAUAUAUAUAUAUAUACACACACGUAUCGUGUUCUACUAUUGUAACGUUAUACCUGUUAAACGAAGCUAAAGCAAGCGACAUCGACCUCUGGAGCAGUGCGGACAGGAUGCCUCGAUAGGCACAGAAAGAUAAGGACUUAAACUCGCAAGGACUUGAACUCUUAGUAGAUUCAUCUUUGGUCAAGGACCGAAGCAUUGCUCCAGGGAUCGACUAACGCCUGCAGACGUUUCUCAAGGAACAGUCAUUUUAGAAGACCUUCGACGCCUCGGAGUGACGUGGCAGACGACUAAAUGAUAAAACGAUAAGAGAACUGUACUCUAGGUAAAACGCCGCAAGGCUGACACUGCCACACCGCAGAGUGUACGCCAGAACACCACCAAAAGAACGUUGCAAGAAGCACGGAGCAGAGCUACACGGCGGAGAGACAACCUGAGACGAGAAACGAAGAAAUAUCUCAUCACCGUCAUCAUCUUCAGACUCGACGAGAAGAUCGUACCAGGAACUGUCUCGAGGCGUUGCUGACAGGGAUCUGGGCUAAGGUCUCCAAGAGAGAUUCGACUCUCUUGGAGAAUAUUUCUGGCCACCAUCUGAGAAUAAUUAGAAAAGUUCUUGUAAAUGUAUGCUCAACGGUGUCCACUGGCUGGUAUAUCAACACUUUGUCCAUCGGAUGGCUGUUUGAGGCUUCCUAAUUCCAUCGUUGUCUAUUUACAGUGUGUAAUUUGAGGAGACGAGGCUUUUGAUACACCUAGCAGAAGUUAAUAGUUAAUAAUCAAUAUGUACCGAUAGAUACUCUUCUGAGUUGUAGAUUGUUUCUAAAUAGACCGGUGGACAAAGUCUUGGGUGGCUGCUGGUAACCGUAAGGUAAUCCUUCAACGCAGUGUUUCAACUUUUCAUGGGAUUCGAGCAAAGAUGGACAAAGUUUCAUUUAAAAUAAUUGCACAAUUAUAUAAAGAACCAGCAAAGUAGAGGAUAUCUACCGUGAAACAACCAAGGCACAAUUUGGUUUUUAACCAAAGUCCUGAAAUUGUCAGUUCUGAACGUCGUGUGUCCGACUGAAGAGAAUCUCUGGCUAGUUGGCAACACGUCGAGACAGGGGGAUACCUGAAGAGCGACUACGCAGAUAAACCAUUUUGCACGCACCUUUACUCCUCAUUGUUGUGCCACGCAUUCUUACAUCUUCCAUAUCGAGUGCUUUCAGGCAUCGUCGUUUUUGCAAGAGAAACCGUGAAAAAGGGGAGAGAGUGAAUGAAAAAGGGAAUACAAGAGGAGGAGCAAAGAAAUAUAUCGAAGACACACACACUGUGACGACAUUGCCUAUUGUAUACACAACUGAAGUAGCUUUGGACUCUAAAAUUCGUAACGAGUAAGGUUCGACGUUAAACUUCCUUUCGAUUCACUUUAGGUAAACGCUAUCUAUCUCGCUAGUUUUGCUCGUAACCCGGCACGUGGGUCAUAGGCAACGUCUCCCCUUUUUUACCUGAUGACCCACAGCUUGGGUUGUGCAGAGAUUGGUCAGAACGUUGGGGUAAAGAUUGGCAGUAACAUCGAGUAAUUGCUCAGUUGGACGGACAGAGACGAGACUCGUAUUUAAAUAACAAUUUUAAAUGAAAAAAUGUGAAGUAGUCUUUUCAUUUUGGGGCAAGAAUUUUAGGUGGGGUGCUUUCUUUGUUUGCUCUAAGGACCUGUUUCACGUUAAUAUGGUAUAUUUAUUUGUAAUAAUUCGGCGAGAUUUAUUCGCGAAUAACGAAUAAUUCAACGGUGUUUCUUCAUGAAUAACGAGUAAUUUCGACGAUUUAUUUGCGAAUAACGAGUAAUUCACCAAGGUUUAUUCGUAAAUUACGAAUAGUUUCAAGGAUUUAUUCGCGAAACGAAUAAGUCGGCGAGGUUAAUUCGCGAAUAACGAAUAAUUCAACGGUGUUUCUUCAUGAAUAACGAGUAAUUUCGACGAUUUAUUUGCGAAUAACGAGUAAUUCACCAAGAUUUGUUCGCGAAUAACGAAUAAUUUCGACGAUUUCUAGUCGUAUCUUAUUCGAAUAUUAUUCCAAGCACAAGGCCGAUCUAUACCACCACCGAUACGCGAGCAAUGGCCGUUGAAAAAGCGAAAUGGCGCGAAACUUGAACCGCCUGGAGCAAGUCCCCUCGCCCCCGUCCCCCCCACAAUCGCGUUCUGCAGGUUUCACGUCGAGACGCUCAGGAAUCAAGGUGAACCGCAUACUUCGACAAAUGAAAAACCGGUCAUACGUUACUCGGCGAGGGAACGACAGAAUGAAAGCAAAAGAAACGUGCGUAUGUGUGUGUGAGAAAGAGAGAGAGAGAGCGAGAGAGAAGAGUGGGGGUGGGGAGUGAAAGGAGGGAGCAAAAUGGAUGGCAAAGCGAGGGAGGGAGAAACCGUACACGGACAGACACACAAACACAAACACAACGCGACAUGCAAAGUCACGGAACACAGACAAAAGAAAAGAAAUAAAAUAAACAAAAACGGAGGGAAAAAAAAAAGGAAAACACGUAAUUCUACGAUCACUGCCAAUGGCGUUAACCGUUGACGUCGAUUUUCUCAUUGUCUUAAAUGUCGUAGCCGUUUAUUUCCCCGCGCCCAUUCGACGCUAACCGCUGAAAAAAAAAAGAAAAAGAGAAAAAAAAAGGACGAUUAUUAUACAAAAUAGGGAAGAGGAAAAAAGAAGAAGAUGAAGAAACGAAGACACUACCACGCGCGUGCGCAGACGACACAGAGAUGUCAAGGAUGAACCGAAGAGGACGAAAAGAAACAAAACGGAAGACAAAACCAACAAAACGAUGCGUAAAAGAGAAGCGGAAAGAAAAUGGAAAAAAAAUAACAGAUAAAAAAUAUAUUAUUAUAUACACACACUUGCGCGCUCGCUCGAUUUCGAAUUUGCCAUUCGACGAGGUAGAGCGAGCGAUUUGUUCAUGAUACUGCCAACUCGAGUUUCUGUGUUUUUUUAAGGAACAACUAUAAUACUCCUUUAAAACGUGUCGAGCCACACGUUGCAUACAAUCAGACACACAAGCACACACGCACACAUACACGCGUACACACACAUACACACACGCCGAACAUAAAAGUCACACGCGCCACGCAUGUUGUUUAAUCCUUUGUGGUCCAGAUAUUCUGACGCCCCACUGAUGUCGAGCCACGCUCGACGUACGACCGCGAGGGGUUAACGGUACCGUAGACGCGCGAUCGUGCCACGAUCUCUCUUGUCUGUCUGUUUGUCCGCUCGGGGUACCCUGAUCUGUCCGUUUCUCCUAGGUGUCUCCUUUGCCUGUGUGUACAUAGACAAUUAUUCGACGCAAUUUAUUCGCGUUCACGGUGACGAAUAACGAGGUACGAAAAUUCCAUUAAUCGCGUUCGAUUGUUAUACAGAGCUGUCAGCAAAGCUUGAUUUGCGAAUAACCGAACAAAACGUCACAGAUUUAUUCUUGAAUAACGAAUAAAGUAUCGACGUGUUUAUUCGUGAGUAACGAAUAAGACGUCUUCGUUUAUUCGAGAGCGACGAAUAACGAUUUCAUUCAUCGAUUUAUUCGAGAAAGGUUAUGAGAAAGGUUAUUCGUUGUUCUUGAAUGAUUUCAAUUUAUUCGCAACGUUUAUUCGAUUAUUUAUUCGAGAGCGACGAAUAAUGAUUUCAUUCAUCGAUUUAUUCGAGGAAGGUUAUGAGAAAGGUUAUUCGUUGUUCUUGAAUGAUUUCAAUUUAUUCGCAACGUUUAUUCGAUUAUUUAUUCGAGAGCGACGAAUAAUGGUUUCAUUCAUCGAUUUAUUCGAGGAAGGUUAUGAGAAAGGUUAUUCGUUGUUCUUGAAUGGUUUCAAUUUAUUCGCAACGUUUAUUCGACUAUUUUACUCGAGGCAGAAUGAAUUUCAUUCGAUUCGAUUUGAUUUUGAGCUUUUAUUCGUAAUUUCAUUCGAUUAAUUUUUGCAAUCGAAUAUUUAUUUAAGGAAUAAUACCAAUCACGUAUCAAAUUAGGUCACGUGGGUCAGAUUAGGUCACCGUGAACGCAGUCACCUCUCUCGUUGACCUUACAAAUAAGAGGAAAAACAAUUAUAAACACGGUCUGCGUUUGUAAUCAGCCGAACCGACGGUUGAAACGGUAUUUUCUUAUUGGAGGCAACGUCGGCCCUGCGAGAGCGAUAGAGAAAGCGAGUGUGUGUGAUUGAGACGAAGGUUCUUGUUAUUAAUCAAGAUGGAGGUCGUUUAAUUUAUUGGAAGCUGUAGAAAAAAAAGAAAAGUAAAAAAACGAAAACGGAGGAAGCUUAUACGCUGAAGAUUAUUAUAAAUAAAGUUAAAUGAUUAUACUUUGUUAUAGCA